Messenger RNA from Prorocentrum cordatum, 482 nucleotides. NCBI's taxonomy places the organism in Eukaryota, Dinophyceae, Prorocentrales, Prorocentraceae. The record is from the annotation of a GenBank genome assembly.
CAAGGGCCCAAGCCACGCUGCUUUUUAGGGCGUGCACGGCCUCGCGAGGCGCGCGCCGCAGAGAAGGCAAUGCUGAAAGGCGGGCCUCCCGGCGGGGGCUUCGGCCCCAUGAAGGGCGGCGCGCCCACCAUGCCGCCGCGCCCGGGGCCCUACGCGAUGCUGCCAGGCGGCCCAGGGCCGCUGCCCCCAGGCGGGCCGCCUGGGCAAGCCGCGCAGCUGAACGAGCUUGGGCUUCCUAUCCGCCCGGGGGCGGAGCAGUGCCUGCUGUUCUUGAACACAGGUUCCUGCACAAACGGGGCCGCGUGCAUCUUCGACCACCCGCGGGCCAGCGGCAAGGGGAAAGGCGCCGGGCUGACAGCUCCAGCUGGAGCGCCAGCCUUCACGCCGAUGAGGCCGCCGCCCACCGCGCCGUCGGAGUCGGGGACCGGGCCCUCCAGCAGCCCGCCAGGUGCAGCCGAUGCUGCUGGCAAGCCCGACGGGUC